This is a messenger RNA of Cylicostephanus goldi, 111 nucleotides long. Lineage: Eukaryota; Metazoa; Nematoda; Chromadorea; Rhabditida; Strongylidae. The record is from the annotation of a GenBank genome assembly.
AUGAACAAAUUUGAAAAGGAUUUUAUGAUCUAUCCUGAAUAUACGGAUACAGAUGAUGUCAAAGCAAUACAGGGAUUCACAGAAAUCUUGAGGAAAUCGCUGGAAUUGUCG